Molecule: messenger RNA, 1995 nt
Organism: Suillus plorans
Lineage: Eukaryota; Fungi; Basidiomycota; Agaricomycetes; Boletales; Suillaceae
Exons: 9
Coding region: 1-1995 (664 amino acids)
Source: RefSeq, a predicted model, not a curated record
AUGAUCUCUGCAGAUGACAUCCCUGACCCGCUGCCAUCCACUGUCUCGGCGCCAUCCACUGUCUCAAAGCGACCACCCAAAGAUGGAUGGGACCAAGGCCGUCCUGAUCCCAAAACUUACAAGUCCUCUGUUGUUAUUGCACCUCCAGUGGCCUCACGAGCAACAGCUCCUGCACAAGGACCAGAAAUAGAGUCUCAAGCAGCUCUGCUCGCUGCCCUCCUACAGGAGGCUUCACGCAGAAGUUCUACUGCAUCAUCUGCCAGUGAUCGCGGGAAUCGCAAUCUUCCGUUCGCUCUGAUUCCACCAUUUGAGGUCACGGCAGUGGAAGGUGAUGUGGAUCUCAAUCAACCAACAGUAACGAGACUCACGAAGACUGCAGAGGUCGCACCAAUAUUGCACCAUUUGAUCUUGCUAAUCUUUCUUUCCAUGUCAUUAUCCUUUAUGAACUUUAUCGCACACUACCCUGACAUUCCUGCACAGUUGCUCCUGGCUGGAACAUCGACCCAGGGUACUUCUGCACGCUCAUCAGGCACAGCUAACAAUUCUAGAGCAUUGCAUGGAGUUGUUCCACGAAUAUCACACAAUUUGAAGGGGAAACAGAAGGACAUAGAGGUACCGUCAUCAGUAGAUCGUAAUUGUCGGCUUCCGGAAACAACGUUCACCUUUUCCCCCUUACCCUCCUUUCCUAAUAUCCCACCACCACCUCCCACUGCAGGCCCUUCCCAAUGUAGUCCUCCUGGUGACCCGAUUCCUACAUCAUUCGGACAACCUGCUCCCUCUGAUAACGGCAUGGCAUCAGUUAUGACGUGGUUUUCCAAUGGACUCUCACAUCUAGCCACUACUAUGGAAGCCAACAGUUCAUUAUCGACCAAGAAACUGGAGGAGGACAUUAGUGUUAUCCGCACUCAGCUCAACCACCUGUCAGGCAAUAUGAAGGGUACCCCUGUCAUCCCUAACAACCGCAGACAAAGAAAGUUUGCUGGUUUCGUGCCAGACCCCGCCGAUCGUGUUGAUGUUCCAGAAGCCCCGACCCGUCAGAGCAAAGUCACUUAUAAUCACUUCAAGGGUUGUAUUUGUCAUCACACUCAACUUCUUCUCAAAGUUGAGGAUUACAAACAACUCACAUCAAUCAACUGCAGUCUCACUGAAGAGGAACGGGACGCCUAUUGCGAAAGGCAUCCAGACCGCAUUAACAUCACUAGUGAUAACUUUCGCCUUGAUUUGACAGACAACUGUAACUUGCUGUUCAAUUGUGACGCUGUCGUCAUCUUUGCCUUUGACUUCAUCAAGAAAAUCAAAGAGCUCGGGUGGUAUGCCGAUUCUAAUAUUCCUGAGCAAUGUCUAAGGGGUCAGGAUAAGGAACGACAGAAACAGAAAGAGGAGCGACUUCGGAGGGGUGCAAGAAACUCAAGAAAAAUGCGGCUUUUUGCAGAACAUCUACAGGGUUGUGCAGUCCCUGGCAGCCCAUUUGCGCCCCAAAUCACCAUCUUGGAGGCCAUGGGGAGUGCAUGCUGCAGUUCAGACGAAUCUGGUGAUGACUUCGACAGUAUUCACCAGCCUCAGGCUCCACUACAUCUAUCACUCAAAAAGCACACCAAGACGAAGAACAGCUCUUUUUGGCGGAUCAGUCCAGUCUGGCACGGCAUAGGACCCAGCUCGUUAAUGUACCACAUCGAUGAACAUAUUGAAGAAGUCAAAUCUUUAGGCAUUCUUAGGAAGCCACGCGGAAACUGUACUCGUAAUCGGCUCCACUCCAACAAAGUAAAUCCUCAUAUUGCAGUGCCAGCUGGCCUGCCUCGUAAUUGCUACAACCCUGUGUGGUAUAAUUCACUUCCACUCAUAUUGAAGCUCCGUCUUGACGUGAAGGACUGGGAUUGGGAUUUUUGUCGUGGCGGGAGAUUGCAGGCGACUGAGGAUAAUGAUAUGGACACAACGAAUAAGUGUGAUAUUCCAUUGGGGAUUCCCAGUGCACAGAUACCAGUGGAGAUCAGAUAA